AUGUCUGGUAGAGGAAAAGGUGGUAAAGGUCUAGGAAAAGGUGGUGCUAAGCGUCACAGAAAGAUUCUAAGAGAUAACAUUCAAGGUAUCACUAAGCCAGCUAUCAGAAGAUUGGCCAGAAGAGGUGGUGUCAAGCGUAUCUCCGGUUUAAUCUACGAAGAAGUCAGAGCUGUGCUCAAGUCUUUCUUGGAAUCUGUUAUCAGAGAUGCUGUUACUUACACUGAACAUGCUAAGAGAAAGACUGUUACUUCUUUGGAUGUUGUUUAUGCCUUGAAGAGGCAAGGUAGAACCUUGUACGGUUUCGGUGGUUGA
Messenger RNA from Lachancea fermentati, 312 nucleotides. The record is from the annotation of a GenBank genome assembly. Lineage: Eukaryota; Fungi; Ascomycota; Saccharomycetes; Saccharomycetales; Saccharomycetaceae.